Messenger RNA from Hemicordylus capensis (graceful crag lizard), 3684 nucleotides. RefSeq names its product histidine ammonia-lyase (gene HAL). The record is from RefSeq and is a predicted model, not a curated record. Gene Ontology annotation, biological process: L-histidine catabolic process. The coding region runs from base 50 to 2041 and encodes 663 amino acids. NCBI's taxonomy places the organism in Eukaryota, Metazoa, Chordata, Lepidosauria, Squamata, Cordylidae. Gene Ontology annotation, molecular function: histidine ammonia-lyase activity. The transcript has 20 exons. Gene Ontology annotation, cellular component: cytoplasm.
UUCUCAUCCUAACAUUCAGUGGAGGGAUACCCUUAUACAGAAUACAAGUAUGCCAAGGUACACAGUACAUGUCAGAGGGGAAUGGCUUGCUGUGCCCUGCCAAACUGGCACAAACACAGUGAGGUGGCUGGGAAAAGAAGCCGUUAGGCGUUAUAUGAAAAACAAGCCUGAUAAUGGAGGAUUUGCUUCUGUGGAAGAAGUUGAAUUUUACGUCCGUCGUUGCAAAGGCCUUGGAUUGCUGGAUCAUGAUGAUACUUUGGAGGUUGCCCUCGAGGACAAUGAAUUUGUGGAAGUUGUAAUUCAAGGAGAUGUAAUGUCUCCAGACUUCAUUCCAUCACAGCCAGAAGGAGCCUAUUUAUAUAGUAAAUAUCGAGAACCAGUCCAGUAUAUUUCUUUAGAUGGAAACUGUUUGACUACCGAGGAUUUGGUCAAUUUAGGAAAGGGGCUCUACAAGAUCAAGCUUACGCCUGAGGCUGAAGCUAAAGUCAGAGCAUCAAGAGAUGUCAUUGAAAGCAUCAUAAAAGAACAGAGAGUUGUCUAUGGAAUCAGCACAGGCUUUGGAAACUUUGCAAAAAUAUUUAUUCCCAACAAUAAGCUAGAGGAGCUUCAAGUGAAUUUAAUUCGGUCACAUUCUGCAGGUGUUGGGAAGCCUUUGAUCCCAGAGAGAGCUCGGAUGCUUCUAGCUCUAAGGAUCAAUGUCCUAGCAAAAGGAUACAGUGGGAUUUCACUAGAAACUCUUCAGCAAGCAAUUGAAAUGUUUAAUGUAUCCUGCCUUCCCUACAUUCCUGAGCAAGGCACUGUUGGAGCCAGUGGAGACUUAGCCCCACUUUCCCAUCUUGCUCUGGGGCUCAUUGGAGAAGGAAAGAUGUGGUCGCCAAAGAGUGGAUGGGCUGAUGCAAAAUAUGUGCUGGAAGCUCAUGGACUGAAACCUGUCACCUUGAAGGCAAAGGAGGGUCUGGCUCUUAACAAUGGGACACAAAUGAUUACUUCUCUAGGAUGUGAAGCUGUUGAAAGGGCCAGUGCAAUUGCCAGACAAGCAGAUGUCGUGGCAGCACUCACACUUGAAGUUCUGAAGGGCACAACAAGAGCCUUUGAUUCUGAUAUUCAUUCAUUGCGGCCACAUCGUGGACAGAUUGAAGUGGCUUUUCGAUUCAGGGCCCUUCUAAACUCGGAUCACCAUCCUUCUGAAAUAGCGGAAUCUCAUCGAUUUUGUAAGAAAGUACAGGAUGCAUAUACAUUGCGUUGCUGUCCCCAGGUCCAUGGUAUCGUCAAUGACACAAUAGCUUUUGUAAAAGACAUAAUCACAACAGAAAUUAAUAGCGCAACAGACAAUCCUAUGGUUUUUGCUGAGAGGAAGGAAACAAUUUCUGGAGGAAACUUCCAUGGAGAAUACCCUGCCAAGGCCCUAGACUAUCUUGCCAUUGGUGUCCAUGAACUUGCUGCAAUCAGCGAAAGGAGAAUUGAACGACUCUGCAAUGAAGACCUCAGUGGGUUGCAAGCAUUUUUAGUUGCAGAUGGAGGUUUGAACUCUGGGUUUAUGAUUGCACACUGCACUGCAGCAUCGCUGGUAUCUGAGAACAAAGCCUUGUGCCACCCCUCUUCUGUGGAUUCUCUUUCAACCAGUGCUGCUCAAGAAGAUCAUGUAUCCAUGGGAGGAUGGGCAGCAAGAAAAGCACUCAAAGUUAUUGAGCAUGUUGAACAAGUGUUGGCCAUAGAACUCCUUGCAGCUUGCCAGGGCAUUGAGUUUCUACGCCCCCUGAGAACAACAACCCCAUUGGAGAAAGUCUAUGACCUUGUGCGCUCUGUGGUCAGGCCUUGGAUAAAAGAUCGGUUCAUGGCCCCAGACAUUGAGGCAGCACACAGAUUGCUUGUGGAUCAGAAGGUUUGGCAAGUAGCUGAACCAUACAUCGAGAAAUACAGAAUAGAACACAUUCCUGAGUUCAGACCACCUUCCCCCACUGCUUUUUGCUUUGCAGUAUCUGAAAGCACUUCAGACCACCACGACCACCAUUACAAGGAGACAGAGACAUAUGCGGAAUAAUGAACAGAACUUUAGUAACUGUGUGUGCACACACAGAACCUCAGAACUUUAGUAUUGAGUGCGUGUACUGUAGUUUUAAAGUCCCUUUACUUUGUCCUUUAGAAUAAGAGAACUGAUUCCAUUUCAGGAUAUAUGUAUAGUAUUGAGAAUAUACAUUGGAAAAGUUUGAAUAUGUCACCAAAGGUUAACUCUGGAAAAAAGAUUUGAUGGAAGUUUAUUUUUGCCUAUAGCAUGAAGAGACUGGAUGGAAGAAAACAAGCAUGUGUGGAUAUAAUUCAUUUUACAACUGUCAAGUUAGUCACAUGAAUAUCGAUUGAAAUUUAGCCAAAUAAAAUUAGUUGAUCUCUAAUACUUUAGAAACUAAAUAAAUCUGAAUCUGCAAUCUUUACAGAGGCUCUAGCACCAGUCUUCUAAAUACAUUUCUGAAAGUGUUACUUGAUUCUUUUUAAUGAACUCAAAUUCUAGGAUUCUAAAUAAUUUAUACUAGAAGGAGAAGGUCUGGGGAAUGGGUUCUGCAGGAGCAGAAGUUAGUGCACAAUCUGGUUGUGUCAAGUAAGCAGGUUGCAGAGCUUCUUUGCAAGGAAGACCCUGACAAGGAGAUGCUCUGGACUCUCAUGUAUUCCUUCCUCUCUCUCAUCUCCUUUUUAUUCCUGUACUGAUGCCUGAAUAUGUGGCUUGGAAACACACACCCAUCCACACAACAGGAAGAGAACACUCCAAAAACAAGACAAGGAGCACUGAUGUGGACACCUAGGGCUUGUGGCUCCUCAUCAGACCUGGAGCUUUCCCAGACAGGCAGAAAGUGCCUGCCUGUCCCAAUGGACAGCAACUUCCGAAAGUUAAGCUGUUUUAAACACACAACCAAAGUGCUUCUUUUUUAGAACGCAUAAAAUGCGCACUAACGGUGACUUGUCAGAAGCAACGCUGAAACUUGCCAGAGGCUGUGUGAACCUUCUGUUGCUGUCCUGACUCCACCACCACCACCACCACCACCACCAUCCCACCUAAAUGUUGUGAAGCUGCAUUCAAUCUGUUUGGAAAAGCUCCUGGAAGCAGGGGUUAGCAUUAUUGGACAGCUGCUGAGGGCCAAGAACCCUCAGAAGGGCCACUACUGAUCCCUCUUAAUGUCCACGGCCUUUGUGUGAUGGUGGCAGAGUGACUUUCUCUUGGCGCCUACACAGGUUGCAGGGAGCCUGUGUCUGCAAAAUUGAUAGCUUUUACUGAAGUGUGACUAAAUUUGAUGCCAUCUGCUGUUUUAGAGGAGAGAGAUCGGAAUAAGCUGUACCUUGAGCAUACCUGCCCCUGUGUCCAAAGGUCUAAUAAAUAUUAUGCAGUGCCCAGUGUACAAGAGAGAAAGGGAAUCGCAUCUAGGGCUUAGAUUGUCAGCCAUUUAUGCAGUGAUUUGUUUGCUACGUGGACAAGAAAAAUAUGUAACUGCAGAAACUAACCACUGCAGAUAUAAAAUGACUAAGGGAACUUUCUGAAAAAUAUUCAUCAUAUUGUGGGGAUUCUGAAUUUUAAGUUAUAGUUUCUUACAUUUUAUUUGAGCCUGUGUGACAUUUUACUUGUAUUUUGUAUAAUUUGUGUUUGUAUUACUGGUUUGCUACGGUUAGAUAACAAAUAAAAUCUGAGUUUAUACCAUU